Molecule: messenger RNA, 5541 nt
Organism: Sorex araneus (European shrew)
Lineage: Eukaryota; Metazoa; Chordata; Mammalia; Eulipotyphla; Soricidae
Gene: ATXN3
Product: ataxin 3
Exons: 11
Coding region: 82-1131 (349 amino acids)
Biological process (GO): protein deubiquitination
Cellular component (GO): nucleus
Molecular function (GO): cysteine-type deubiquitinase activity
Source: RefSeq, a predicted model, not a curated record
GCGGCGGGGUGGGAGGCGGGGGGGAGGAGCUGGAGGGGGGUGGUUAAGGCGCGGGGGGCCGUUGGCUCCAGACAAAUAAACAUGGAGUCCAUCUUCCACGAGAAACAAGAAGGCUCACUUUGUGCUCAGCAUUGCUUGAAUAACCUAUUGCAAGGAGAGUAUUUUAGCCCUGUGGAACUAUCUUCAAUUGCACAGCAGCUCGACGAAGAAGAGAGAAUGAGAAUGGCAGAAGGAGGGCUGACGAGUGAGGACUACCGCACAUUUUUACAGCAGCCGUCGGGGAAUAUGGAUGACAGUGGGUUUUUCUCUAUUCAAGUAAUAAGCAAUGCCUUGAAGGUUUGGGGUUUAGAACUAAUCCUGUUCAACAGUCCAGAGUACCAGAGGCUCAGGAUUGAUCCCAUAAAUGAAAAGUCAUUUAUAUGCAAUUAUAAAGAACACUGGUUUACAGUUAGGAAGUUAGGAAAACAGUGGUUCAACUUGAAUUCUCUCUUGACGGGUCCAGAACUAAUAUCAGAUACAUACCUUGCACUUUUCUUGGCUCAGUUACAACAGGAAGGCUACUCCAUAUUUGUUGUGAAGGGUGUCCUGCCGGACUGUGAAGCCGACCAGCUCCUGCAGAUGGUCAGGGUCCAGCAGAUGCAGCGGCCGAAGCUGAUUGGGGAAGAGUUAGCACAGCUGAAGGAGCAGAGAAUCCAGAAGACGGAACUGGAGCAAGUCUCAGAAUCCAACGAUGGGUCGACGGUGGUCGAUGAAGAGGAGGAAGACCUGCAGAAGGCGCUCGCGCUCAGCCGCCAGGAAAUCGACCUGGAAGACGAAGAGGCAGAUCUCCGCAGGGCCAUUCAGCUCAGCAUGCAAGGUAGUUCUAGAAGUAUAUCUCAGGAUACCCCGCACUCAUCAGGCACACACCUGACUUCAGAGGAGCUCCGGAAAAGAAGAGAAGCCUACUUUGAAAAGCAGCAGCAGCGAGAUCCACCCAGACAACGGACGCACCCGUGUGAAAGGCUGACCACGAGUCCCGGGGCCCUCGGCAGUGACCUAGUCGAUUCUAUGAGCGAAGAAGACAUGCUUCAAGCAGCCGUGACCAUGUCUUUAGAAACUGUUCAAAAUAAUCUCAAAACAGAAGGAAAAUAAUAAUACCUUUUAAAAAUUAUUUAGAUAUUCAUACUUUCCAACAUUAUCCCGCGGGACAAUAGCAUAGGGCCCAUUUUGACGGUGUGUCAAAGAAAACAAUGUUCAACAGAGGAAGUAAGACUGUGGUGGGUUUGCAAACAAAUUUGACAGCAGUGGACAAAUACAUCAGUUGUAGGACUCUCGAAUGAUCCUCCAGAUAGUAGCCAAAGAGGCAUUCAGCGAUUAAAGACAUUGAAAAUUGUUUUCUAAAUGUUCUUUUUUUUUUUUUUUUUUUUUUUUGAGUGUGCAAUAUCUAAUAUGUCUAAAGUUAGGACAUUUUUCUCGGAUCUGUUUUUGCAGACCAGCUCACAGUCCUUGCCACAGAGCUGCCCAUAUGUUCCAUUGUGUUUUUACUUCCUCCCUCCUGUAUAGGUAAUUUGGUUCAUUUUCGUCUCCAGUGGUUGCUUUCCUUUCUCUGAAGCCAAAGGAACCUUUUAGGUCAAUAAGGUUGAUCGUAGCCACGGCCCAUAAAACUCGCGCUCCCAAGCUGUGAGCACUUGGGUAUUUCCUCGGGUUUUUUCCUCUUUUGUCCCUCUGAUCACGGUUUCUCUGUUGUUUACUGUUCUUUUUUCUACAACUUUCUGACCUUAGUAAUUCGACUUGGGGUUUUGCUUUUUUUUUUUAAAGCCCUCUGAGAUGGGAUCAAUAUUUUGUGGUUCUGGUCCAUUCCUCAGCUGAAAUCAACGCUGCACACGUGUCUGAGAACCAACCACCAUGUUUAACACGGCAGUGUGUCCUUUUCCAGAUGCUUCACGAAUGUCCCCUCCCAACACUCACGCCCGGCCUUUCCAGCCAGCGGGGAGCCCCCUUCCUUGCACCCGCGGGCGCCUGCCUUCUUCCUUCUCCAGUUGAGAGGCGCGGAAGCCCGGUGUGGAAGCCUGUUCCCUUGCCCUGUAGCGCGCCCACCGUGAAUGUAGUAGAGUCCGCUCUUGGCCUUCAAUCUCCAGAUUUUAUUUUUCCUCUCGUGACUGGAGUCAGCUGCUCCAGCGGCAGUGGAGUCCCGGAGUGGAAACAUCUGCUCCUGCCGCACAGCUUUGAGAGGGCAGAGAUUGCCAGAGAUGAUUGGGAGCUGGAGAAUACUUUGCUAAUGAAAAUAGUAAAUGUAUUUAUUGGAGGCCGGAGAGAUCGUACAGCAAGUAAGGUGCUGGCAUUGCACACAUCUGACUCAAACUUGAUCCCUGGCACCCCAUAUAGUCCCCUGAGCUCCGCCAGGAGUGAUCCCUGAGGGCAGAGUCAGGAGUAACCCCUGAGCACCACUGGGUGUGACCCAGACAUCUUCCCCCCUACACACACACACACACACACACACACACACACACACACACACACACACACAGUGAAUUGACAUUUGCAUCAUGGCAAAAUGGCUUAAGAAUUAAAGAGUCACCAUACUUAAUGGGUCUGUAAAUAAAAAUGAAAAAAGCCUUUAGUUUUGAUAAGCAUUCUCUAAGGAGGAUGCACAGAGAGUUUCUUACUAGGUCAAAAACAGUGGUAUGAUUUUAAUGGAAAUUAGCCACAUAGGCAUUUGAUUCCUCAUCCCUCAUGCGCUAGCCUUUCUUGAUGCCCGUUGAACGCUGGAAUUGUUUAUAGGCAAAAAUUUAAGAAGAAAUUUCAACUUGUUACUUAGAUUUGCCAUUCUAGUGGAUGGCUGCACACAUUUUAUCAGGGAGAAAUUUUUGGACAUAGAAUCUAGAAUUUAUUGCUAAUGGGAAAAGAUGAGAAAAUUCUUUUACAUUUAUAAAGUAUCUUUUUUUAUAGGAAUUGAUUUUUUAAUUAUUAUUUGUGCCAAAUAUUUUUGAAGUUUCUCGUACAUAAGCAGUUAGGUUUUGAAAUACAGAAUUUUUUUCAAAUACUGAAAUUAUUUCAAAAGAAUUAUACAAUUUUUAAGCUUCAAGGGAUGUUGGCACUUCACUCAUGCUCCUCAAAUUUACUAACCAGAAUAUUUUAAGAUGAACAUUUCUAUAAUUAUCCAACCCCACUGUGCUUUCAUGUUUUCCAUGGGUAUUUGGCUUUUAUCUUUUCCACUGACGAAAAUUUAAUGAAACAUUUCAUACCCUUGAAAUAUGAGCUACCUAAUAUAUAAGCGAGAAAAUGAAUAUGCAUUUGAAAGUUUUAAUUUUUAAAGUUUAUAAAGUUCUUUUAUCAUACACCCUUGUUAGUGCAUUUAAGAAAGAGAGAGUGUGAUGACCUUUGUUAGUGAAUUUUUUAAUUUUUUACAUGCAGCUGAGCAUACACCGCUCACAAGUAAAUGUUUAUUUGGCUUGUUGUGAAGUUAAUAUAUUUAAGAGAUACAUCCAGGAUCACUAGCAAGCCACCAUCCUUUCUGGAUUGGUUUAAAUUUAAGUGAAUGUUUAUAUUCCACUUUUGAUUGGCCAGGAUGAAAAGAUGCCAGAGCUCAUGAUCCCAGUAUCAGAGCAUGUGAAAGCUGUACAGAGCUGUGGUUCAGAGUUCAGAAACCUUAGUUUGCUGUAAAUCACGUGCCAGAAAGCCAGGAACCAAAAACUCACAGCCUAUCCUACCAAGAACUCGUUUAUGGAGACAUUGUCAAGUUGUUUAUCAAUUGCAAGAUAGGAAGUAUCCUUAUUUAAAAUGUAAACUACUGGUAUUAUUGUUCUAAUGUAUGAGUUAUAUUUUCAGGAUUAAACCCACACAGUCAUGAUAACUAGUGUUUUAAGUGAAAUUUAAACUAUCUUUGGAGAUACCACUUUCAUAUUUUCUGAUAUCAUGAAUUAAUAAGUACUGUAAUUUUGUUUUAAAGUUCAGUUAGCUUUGAUCUCAAAUCACCAGUGAAUGUUCUUUACACUAAUUGACAUAAAUAGGUCAGUAAUGUAAAUUAUUUUAAACGGUUACUCCAGUACUUUAUUUUAGCUCUUAAGAGUUUGGGCCAGAUUACUUGUAGUUCAGGGAAUGCUUGCUUUGUCUUCCUUGAAUGAUUCUCCGGAAGCCGUUAGCCAUGCCAAAGUUAGUAGGAAAAGAAGCUCAGUAUUAGUUGAGGAUCACUAUGGUGAAAACUACCAGUAAUCGACAUUGUUUCAUUCACAUUAAGUGGAAUAUAUUUUAGUUAGAGCCCAAAAUCACAGUUUUACCAUCGGCAUAUUUUGUACUAUCUUUAAACAGUAUCAUGCUGGUGCCAAGGUUUAAAAAUGUCUUACCACUCACCAUUUUGACCUGUGGCAGUUCAGAAAAGACAGAUUCCAUGCAUAAGCAAAAAGAAAUAAUUGAAAUGUUUUGGUCUGAUGUAUCUAUAUAUAUCUUUGACCGUUGGCUUGCGUUGCCUUGGGAGCGUGUCGGGCGCCAGGGACACCCCCAGGGGGUGCUGGCAGACGUCAGGCAGUACCAGGGAGGGACCCCGAGACCUCGAGUGCGCAGGACCUGUGCCCUGCCGCUGAGCCCUGUCCGGUUGCUUCAGAUCCUUCAGAAAAUUCCCUAAUCAACGUGGACAACGUUGUGUAAAACUUUGUCAUUCCAGAGGCCUUAUGCCUGUACUAGAAAAAGAACUGUGACUUGUGUUGGGGCCCCGUGACACAUGAAGAUGUCUCAAGUGAGAUUUUUAAGAAAAACCGAAGGAGAUCCACUAUUUAUUUCAGCAGUGUCCAUGACCUUUCCUAUCUUCACAGUAAACACUUCCUUUCAUUCCUGGUUCCUUUAGAAUCCGCAGCAUCUUUUGCUGAUGAAGUGGACUGGCUCGUACCUUUUAAAAUGUUUGAUUAUGUACCAGAAACAUGGUUGUUCCACAAUGCUUUCAGGAACGAAAAGGCCCGGUGGGUCAAAUUUGUGAAAUUAGACUGCUUUUGAUUCGAAGGAAACUUUUGCUAAUGUUUUCUCUCAGAAUGCACUGUCAUCUUGAAAGUCAAGGCCGAUUUUGGAAUGGACAGAAUCGGCAUUUUAAUUCAGGAAGCACUGAGGGUGUCUCCCAUGGCUCAAAGAUGAAUGUUGGCAGGAAUUAUUUUGUUACUGCUUUCCUUUGGGGAGGCGGGGGUGGGGGGAGAGAAAAUGUGUAUUUGAAUGGUUAAUGCCUACAUAAUGAACUACUAGGAAUGGCUUUCUAAAAUUUCUGUUCUGUAUAAAUGAACUCUUUAACAUGCAAGUACAAAAAAAUAUAUAUUAAAAGAAAAAACCCUCUGAAAUACAGAGCACUGUCCUUUGGCCGUGCCACCGUUCGCUCAGGACCGGCUCCGCAGCUGCCUCCUGCGUGGGUGCCCCCCAGGCCGCCGGCUGCACCCCACACAGGCCCUCCCGUCUCACUCCCUCGCGGAGCCCGACUUCCAAAGCGCUGUUGAACACUGAGGAAUCUAUUGUGGAUGUGGAUGUUCGAUGAGUUGUAUUUUAAAUAUCAAAGAUUAUUAAAUAAAGAUGAUGUUUGCUUUUCUA